AUGCCGUCGCUGGCCGCGCGCCUGGCUGCGGCCGUGAUGCUGCUGAUGGGACAGGUGCGCCGCGUCAGCCGCACCCCGGAACCCAGCCCGUGGAUCCCCACGCCGCAGCUGGUGGACCAGUAUGGCUAUGUAGUGGAGGAGUAUCACGUGACGACGGAGGACGGGUACGUGCUGACUUUGCACCGUAUGCCGCCGCGAGCCCUCUCCCAACAAAAGGAGGAGGAGGAGUCGCCGAUGUCCUUCUGGCGGCUGUUGGUACCCUGGGACGACGCCCAAACCAAGGGCUCCGCCAACGUCAGCCACCCGCCCGUCAUGGUGCAGCACGGCCUCAUGGGUAGCUCCGCCGACUGGACGCUGCCGGGGCCGAUGAGGGGUCUGCCUUAUAUUCUGGUGGAUGAGGGCUACGACGUGUGGCUAGGCAACACGCGGGGCAACAUCUACUCCAGGAACCACACCACGCUGCACCCGGUGCGUGACAAGCAGAAGUUCUGGAAUUUCAGCUGGCACGAGAUGGGCGUGUACGACCUGCCGACGUGCAUCGAGCACAUCCUGCGGGUGACGGGCCAGAAGCGGCUGUUCUACAUCGGCUACUCGCAGGGCACCACCGCCUUCUUCGUGAUGGGCUCCGAGCGGCCCGACAUGUGCCCCAAGGUGCGGGCCAUGCUCGCCAUGGCGCCCGUCGCCUUCAUGAGCCACGUGCGCAGCCCGCUCAUCCGCAUGGCCGCCAGGUUCGACGGCAUGCUCACUGCGGUGGUGAACCAGCUGGGGAUGCACGAGCUGGUGCCUCACAGCGAGUUCCUGGAGGGCCUCGGCGCCACCAUCUGCCGGUCAAAGGCUGUCUACAAGGACGUCUGCACCAACCUGCUCUUCCUCAUGGCCGGCUACUCCUCCAAGCAUCUCAACUCGACGCUACUGCCGCUCAUUAUGGGCCACACACCAGCAGGAGCUGCCAUGAAGCAGCUGAUGCACUACGGCCAGGAAAUCAACUCUGGUCGGUUCCGGAAGUUCGACUACGGCCAGCGGAAUCCCGAGGUAUACGGCUGCCCCUCUCCUCCCGACUACGUGCUGUCCAGGGUGGAGGUCCCGGUCGCCCUCUUCCACAGCAGGAACGACUGGCUGGCGGCCACGCAGAGGAUAUCAGUCUCUGUGCUGAAACUCGCCCCUGCAAGUGAUGGCACGUGGCGCAUAGGCACCUGCAUCUGCAUUGAAGGAUGGGCAGUUGAACUGCCUGGAUCUUUACCUACUGCCCUACACGACAGGAGUCUUGUUGUUACUGGAAGUGGUCCAGGUGGCAGCCCACAAGCUGGUACCAAGUUCAAGGAGGAGGAUAUGGCACUUUCAGACAGUGACGUGAUGAAGCUAUACGAACAUCUUCCGAUGCGCAUCGGCAUGUUCCCGAUAGAAGACCCCGAGUUCACGCACCUCGACUUCAUGUGGGCCUUGCAGUCACGGGAGCUCGUCUACGACCGCCUCCUCAGAGUCUUGCAACGCUACUGA
Molecule: messenger RNA, 1497 nt
Organism: Schistocerca americana (American grasshopper)
Lineage: Eukaryota; Metazoa; Arthropoda; Insecta; Orthoptera; Acrididae
Product: lipase 3-like
Exons: 9
Coding region: 1-1497 (498 amino acids)
Biological process (GO): lipid metabolic process
Source: RefSeq, a predicted model, not a curated record